Messenger RNA from Triticum dicoccoides, 1718 nucleotides. RefSeq lists its product as uncharacterized. The coding region runs from base 30 to 1076 and encodes 348 amino acids. The transcript has 4 exons. NCBI's taxonomy places the organism in Eukaryota, Viridiplantae, Streptophyta, Magnoliopsida, Poales, Poaceae. The record is from RefSeq and is a predicted model, not a curated record.
CCAUCCCCUCCCCUGCAAACCCUAGGGCCAUGGCCAGGGACACGGCUUCUUCCUCCUCCCAUGGAGUGAAGAACUUUCCAGCCCAUGGUCUACUGUUCUUGUCCAGCUCGGUUUGGAAGGCCCGUUCGCUACUACUCCUUCCGUCCGAAAAAAGUUGUCUCCGCCGAAGUUUUACGAAAAACCCCUUCCCUUUCUUCCGACAAGCCACGCAGCCCAUCGCGCCUGCUCCGUCGCCUCGCCACGCGCCGGCGGCCUGCUCCGCUGCCUUGCCGCCUACUCUGCCGCCUCUCCGCCUGCUCCGUCGCCUCGCCACGCGCCGGCCGCCUCCUCCCCUCGUCUCGCCGCUUCUCUUCCUUCGCACCAGGAGAUCCAGAGGGAAGGAUCCCCUUUUCUGCAAAGCCCGCGACUUCCCGGCUCCGGCGGCGGUGCUCAUGUCCUGGAGGGAGUUGGGGCUUGAUCUGGAGGCAUGGAAGAUCCUCGAGCUCCUCGUCCUCGAGCUCCUCAUCCACCAGUUCCUCCUCCAGACCCCGAGCGGCUGCUGCGGAAUUCGACGGCGUGGGGGAAGACGACCACGGCAUGGGGAAGAUGAAGACUUGCUCCAGCCACAUGCCACUGCCCCGUGCUCAUCUUGCCGCUGCCAUUUCCCUCCUCGAGCUGGCGGACUGAUGAUGGAGGACCCGCCCUCUUCGCUGCACCGGCGUCGUUGCUGCCGCAUCUGCUCUGCUCCUGCUGCCCGCUCGCCCACGGUAGCGCAGCGAUUGGAGGAGGACUUGGUGCAGAGGAAUGGAGUACGAGUACGGAUGCUGCUUCCGUUAAUCUCAGAGGCAGCAAAGGAGGCGGGAGGAAGUCAUGGAGUAGUACCAGCAGAGGCAGAAGAGGAGGCGGGAAGAAGUCGAGGCCAAUUGAUUAGAAGCAGAGGCAACAACAGAGGUGGGAGGCGGCACUCGUCCUGCGAGCAGGUGGGUGGCGGCGGCCAGAGCAAGCGCACCGGCCAGAGCAAGCGCACCAGCGGGAGCUCGGGGCGCGACUCCUGUACGCCGUCUUUUCAACGGGUGGCAUCACCUGUGCCGCACUGAGGAGAGAUGGAGGCCGGCGCCGGCAUAGGAGAUGGAAGCCGGCAGUGGGGGCUUCGGCGAGGCGGUGGAGGCCGUACACAUUAUGCAGGGGUGAUGCAGGUGAGCGGCGGCGACGCAGGUGGGCGGAGGCGGCGCAGGUGCGGAGGCGGUGCAGGUGGGCGGCGACGCUAGCCCUGCGAGCUGGGCCGGCACUAGCGCGCGAGGCCUGACGGCGGCUCCGCUUGGGAAAGAUUUCGACGGUGCCGACUGGGAAGAAGGAAGGUGGAGGCGGGGUGAUUUGCACGAGAAUUAAAUCUCUGAGGGGUUUUUUUGCAAAAAAAAAGUUGAACUAUGGCUGGACAACUUUUUCCGGACGGAGGGAGUAGAUGCUGCAAUUCUUCGGUUUGGAGCAGAUUUAGAUGAUAGAACUGCUUUACUAAAUUUUUGAAUGGUUGCCAAUGCUUCGUUGGCACAUUGGUUGAAAGAACAAAACUGUGAAUGAUGGUGUUGGAUGAGUGAUGAUCUGACUGUUUGUUUUUCUGCUCUUCUGAACCAAACAGUGCCAUGGGACUGGCCAUUUGUAAUGAUGUUAGGCUUCAGGUCUCUCAAACUUCUUUGGUUGACUGAAAUAGUUCAGAAGGCAGUGUUCCGUAGGUUGCAUUA